AAAUGCCCAUGCGUGAUGAUAUCUAGUCCUGAGGCGGUGAAGAAGGUGCUGGUGUCGAGAGCUCAUCUCUUCAAACCGACAUUUCCGACAACAAAAAUGAAGAUUAUGGGAGAACAGGGCCUGUUUUUUCAUCAGGGUGAUUAUCAUUCCAAGCUCAAGAAGCUUUUACUAAGAGCUUUCAUGCCGGACGCUAUUAGAACCAUGAUCCCUUCUAUCGAAUCUAUUGCACUAAACUCUCUUCAAACAUGGCCAACUCAACUCACUCUCCACACCUUUCACGAGAUGAAGACUUACGCAUUCAAUGUCUCGUUGCUGUCAAUAUUUGGAAAAGAAGAGAUCAUCGACCGAGAGAAGUUCAAGAAAUAUUACUAUUCCAUGGAAAAGGGUUACAAUUCUAUGCCAAUAAAUCUACCAGGAACAUUAUUCAGCAAGUCCAUGAAUGCCCGGAAGAAGCUAGCACAUUCCUUAACCGAGAUCAUCGCCCGUAGAAGAGAGACCAUUCUCUUAGGUGGCCACAAAGAUUUGCUAGGAACCUUCAUGGAGGAUAAAAUGGACAUAACCGACCAACAAAUUUCCGAUAAUAUUAUCGGACUAAUCUUCGCUGCCCGCGACACCACCGCAACCGUACUCACAUGGGUCAUCAAGUACCUCUCCGACAACCCUAUCAUCCUUCGAGCAGUCGUGGAUGAACAAGUGGCUAUAAGGAAGGACAAAUUGGAGGAGAAUCUGACUUGGGAAGACACUAAAAAAAUGUCAAUUACUAAUAGAGUAAUUCAAGAAACAUUAAGGGUGGCUUCUGUUUUGUCAUUCACUUUUAGAGAAGCUAUUGAAGAUGUUGAAUUUGAAGGUUAUCUUAUACCCAAAGGAUGGAAAGUCAUGCCGUUAUUCAGAAAUAUUCAUCACAACCCACAAAAUUUCCCGAAUCCUGAUAAGUUUGACCCUUCCAGAUUUGAGGUGGCUCAGAAGGCCAAUACAUUCCUGCCAUUUGGAAAUGGGGUGCACUCAUGCCCAGGAAAUGAGUUGGCUAAACUGGAGAUGUUGGUCAUCCUACAUCAUUUGACUACAAAAUACAAGUGGUGUUCAAUCGGGCAAGGAAGUGGGAUUGAGUAUGGGCCAUUUGUUCUUCCCCAAGAUGGUCUGCCCAUCAGUGUCUCUCUCAGGCUCUAG
Messenger RNA from Impatiens glandulifera, 1167 nucleotides. RefSeq names its product abscisic acid 8'-hydroxylase 3-like. Bases 16 to 1167 code for a protein of 383 amino acids. The transcript is spliced from 6 exons. Gene Ontology annotation, molecular function: iron ion binding; oxidoreductase activity, acting on paired donors, with incorporation or reduction of molecular oxygen, NAD(P)H as one donor, and incorporation of one atom of oxygen; heme binding. The record is from RefSeq and is a predicted model, not a curated record. Gene Ontology annotation, biological process: abscisic acid metabolic process; sterol metabolic process. Lineage: Eukaryota; Viridiplantae; Streptophyta; Magnoliopsida; Ericales; Balsaminaceae.